CCGGAGCGGAAGGAUGGUUGCUCAAGCUACAGCGCCAGUCUGAGACCCCUGACUGCACAUCAGCUCGGGAAGACGAAUACCGGACCUCACUAAUGAAGGUGUGGCAGAUUCGCUAGGAUCUGGUACCUCAACGGGGCUGUAUGUAGGACGCUUCGGUUAGGACAGUUCAGCGGAGGAAAUCCGGGAUGACCGACAGCCAACCGAAAGCAUCUACGCACCGAAGCAUGCACGCGGCCCGGUGGGCUUCUUGAUGUUGUGAACGAUAAUCGUGAAGCAAGACGCUGGACCUCACUGGGGACUCCGCUUUCUCCCGACGCCUCGCGGGGCCCAAGCCGUGCCUCAAGCGCGAGAGCAUGGGUCGGUGCGACGGGAGGUGCACGCUGGUGGUCAUCUGCUGCCUGCAGCUGGUCGCUGCAUUACAGAGGCAGGUGUUUGACUUUUUGGGAUUUCAGUGGGCUCCCAUCCUUGCCAAUUUCCUCCAUAUCAUUGCCAUCAUUUUGGGAGUGUUUGCAACUGUGCAAAUCCGCUCCAGAUAUCUUAUACUGUAUGCUGUGUGGCUUGUGGUCUGGGUUGGCUGGAACUCUUUUAUCAUCUGCUUUUACCUGGAAGUUGGUCACCUGUCACAGGACAGGGAUUUCCUAAUGACAUUUAACACAUCGCUUCAUCGUUCCUGGUGGAUGGAGAAUGGGCCUGGUUGCUUAGUUACUCCAGUACCUGACUCACCAUUGGCUCCUCAGGAUCAUCAUGUGAUCACUGUCAGUGGCUGCCUACUAGACUACCAAUACAUAGAGGUGGUCAGCUCAGCCUUGCAAGUGUUUCUUGCACUCUUUGGAUUUGUUUAUGCCUGCUAUGUUAGUAAAGUCUUACUGGAUGAUGAGGACAGCUUUGAUUUCACUGGUGGACUGGACUCGUAUAGUUACCAGCCUCCACAAAAGAGUUCUCACUUACAGCUGCAGCCUAUCUAUACGGCUGGAUAGAAACCAGAGGAAAAAAGCUGCUUAUCUCUGAGAGAUUAAGUCCUCUGCAUUGUGGGAAAUGUUCUACCAGCUUCAACGUCUGUAUCUCUUGAACUCUGUUUCCCUCUAUUGGAGAAAAUCUAUAGUGCAGCACCAGCCAGAGCUCUGGAAAGAGAGCAAGCAUAUGGACAGGUCCACAACAAGAUGCUUAAAGCCUCAUUGAGACAAGCAUUAUUAAAUAGGACUUGAAGACAGUAUCAGAUCUUGUGUGUGUGUGUGUGUUUGAGUACAUAGACCUUUGUAUAUGUUUGUGUAUUCACAAGGCGCCCAACCUUUGACCCAGGUGAUCUUUGAACACAUCCCGGAGCUACCCGUUCAGCUCUUUCUGGUGUGUGUGUGUGUGUGUGUGUGGGAGAAAGAUUGUUUAUACUCUGAUAUAAGACAAUAUAAUGUAAUGUGUUAGAUGAAUGUUUUAGGUUGGGUAGAUGUGUAUUUGGGGAAUGCUGUAGGACAUUAUGCAUGUAAAAACUCAUGACAGAGUAGUUGUGCCUCUGGCUGGCCCCCAUGCGUCUGCGUGCAUGAAUGUGUGUUUUUGAUUGUGUCAAUGUACACGGACAGCAAAUAUUGAUUUGUACACAUGCACCUAGCAUAAUUUGACUUGCCAUAAAUGUUUAUUUGAUCACAAACUUAGAAUGAAUGUAUGUUGAUGUACAAUACUUGUUCCAGGAAGGCUGUGUUUGUGUGAGUGAGAGAGAGGGAGUGUGUGUGUGUGGGUGCUAGAGGGACACACCUGAAAGUUGUUCAACAUAAUAAACUCUUUCUAGAUUA
Molecule: messenger RNA, 1784 nt
Organism: Carassius carassius (crucian carp)
Lineage: Eukaryota; Metazoa; Chordata; Actinopteri; Cypriniformes; Cyprinidae
Product: sodium/potassium-transporting ATPase subunit beta-1-interacting protein 1
Exons: 8
Coding region: 354-977 (207 amino acids)
Biological process (GO): regulation of sodium ion transport
Source: RefSeq, a predicted model, not a curated record